AUGGGCGGCGCGUUCAACAUCACCACUGCUCCUGGCGCCAUCGUGCAGACCUCGCCCGAUGGCGUGCAACAGGUUUACAACUUGGCAGAUGUGGGUGAGUGGGCAAGACGAUUCAGCGAGCAUGCUGGCAAUCAUGCACCAAUAGAGACUACCUCCUGUUCCUCAUCACCUCAGCUUGGGUGAUUGCUGCAGGUGAGCUGUCGUCGUUCCUUCAUGUGUAGCACCGAGCCCCGCUGAUCAGCUCACCAUCCCCUCCCUCACCGCUGCAGUGUGCUUUGUAUUUCCAAUCAUCCCGGCCAUCGGCUUCCUCUACUCCGGUCUUUCCACGCGCAAAUCUGGAGCAGGCAUGCUAUUCGCAGCGCUAAUGACUGCCAGCAUCAGCGGGGUGCAAUGGUUCCUCAUCGGACACUCUCUUGCCUACUCUGGUGAUACCGGCAAUGGCUUCAUCGGCGACUGGCGGCGCUUCGGCUACGUGAAUAUCGAGUCCAGCGUUCCGUUCGCCUUUGCUAUCCCAGAAGUGCUCUAUGCACUCUUCCAGUACGAGUUCGCAGCUUGCACCGCCGCCAUCAUCGUUGGAGGAGUGAGCGGAAGGGCGAGGAUGGCACCGCUGAUGGUGUUCAUCUUCCUAUGGAUCACCCUGGUGUACUGCCCCAUUGCCCAUUGGGUAUGGUCAUCCAGCGGUUGGCUCUACAAUCUUGGUGUAGCGGACACUGCCGGGGGAACCCCGGUGCACAUCGCUUCAGGCAUCUCGGCCCUGUCCCUCAGUCUCUACAUUGCAAGUCCUCUGGCUGGGAGCGGGUGGAUAGCGGCGAAGGACCUCCGACCGCCGCACAAUCCACUGUUGGUCCUCAUAGCCACGCUAUUGAUCUGGAGCGGUUGGCUGGCCUUGUGAGUCGCGCAAUGCUCGUCGUCUUCGUCUUGCAUUGCGGAGCUGAUCACCAUCGCCAUUCUUCCUGCGCUCAUACAAACCCACAGCGAUGGAGCUGGGGGGUUCAUGGCUCUCAACUUGAGGAGCGUCAUGGCUGCGAGCGUGACGUGCUUGGCUGCAUGCGCAGGAAGCCUCUCCUGGUCCAUCUUGGACUAUGUCAGGUCCCGAAGAUGGAGCAUUGUUGCGGGAUGUAGCGGAGCCAUUGCUGGGCUAGUCGGCAUCACGCCCGGUGAGCUCGGCUACGGUCUUCCUGACGCGAAAUAGGUCUGUCACUGACCAUCUUCACUCCGCUCAUAAGCUUGCGGGUUUGUCGGCCACCCGACCGCACUCUUGAUCGGCGCGCUCAAUGGAUUAGUCUGCAAUUACGCUACCAAGCUGAAGAACUGGCGCUUUACGCGUUUCCAUGAUCCAGCCGACGUUGUGGCUUUGCAUUUCGGUGAGUCGUGAAUGGCGGCUAAAAGCGAAUCUUCGGCUAAGCACUCUUUCUUGCGAUCUUUGCGUGCAGUUGGUGGUGUCGUCGGUAACAUGAUGACUGGAUUCUUCGCGCAGAAGCAACUGGCUGCCCUCGACGGUGUUACCGAGUUCGCAGGUGGCGCCUUGAUAGAUGGGCACUGGAAGCAGAUCGGGUGAGCGCCGCCGUCAAGGAGCUACGGUAGCAAGCAAAUCCGGGCUGACAUGCCCGGAGGAUGCCCAACAGCAUUCAAUUGGCAGAUUCUGUCGCCGCAACAGUCUGGGCUUUUGUGAUCACGUUUGUUUUGGCUGCCAUUGUAGGGCGCAUUCCAGGCUUGCAUUGGCGAGUGUCGCCCUCAGCCCUCUUGUCGGGAUCGGAUGAAGAAGACAUGGAGGAGCUGUUGGGAGAGGAGCGCUGCUUCGACGAUGAAGACAUAUCUGGAAUGGUGCCCGCAGGUCCUGAUCGACUCUCACCAGCUAACUCUGUCUCUAAGGAUGAGGUGGAUAGCAGGGUGGAUGGCCAAGCUCAGGAUCGCGUACACACCCUUGCCGCCUAA
Molecule: messenger RNA, 1935 nt
Organism: Ceraceosorus bombacis
Lineage: Eukaryota; Fungi; Basidiomycota; Exobasidiomycetes; Ceraceosorales; Ceraceosoraceae
Source: the annotation of a GenBank genome assembly